AUGAGCAGUGACCGCGCUAAUAACAACACGUUAGAGAUACCACAACUCCCCAUUCCCGGUGAGAACAAUUCUACGCUGGCGAACAGCGAGGCAAGAGUUCCCUAUGAUACGUCCAGACAGCAGGUAGCAGGCCCUGGAAAGACUGGGAUGGACUUGUAUUUUGAUCAGGCUUUGGACUAUAUGGGUCAGCACCCUUUAUUGACUGGAUUUGGUGCUUUUUUCACACUUUACGCAGUGGCUGGAGCUUACAAGUCGAUAUCUACAAAACUCAAUGGUGGUAAGGCCUCUCAGGCUUUCCUGAAAGGUGGCUUUGACCCCAAGAUGAACGCUAAGGAAGCUUUUCAGAUACUCAAUUUGAAUGAGGCCAAUUUGAACAAGAAGAAACUGAAAGAAGUGCACAGGAAGAUCAUGUUGGCGAACCAUCCAGAUAAAGGUGGUUCUCCCUACGUAGCAACUAAGAUCAAUGAGGCUAAGGAUUUCUUGGAGAAAAAGGUGUUGAGGAAAUGA
Molecule: messenger RNA, 507 nt
Organism: Torulaspora delbrueckii
Lineage: Eukaryota; Fungi; Ascomycota; Saccharomycetes; Saccharomycetales; Saccharomycetaceae
Gene: PAM18
Product: Pam18p
Exons: 1
Coding region: 1-507 (168 amino acids)
Biological process (GO): protein import into mitochondrial matrix
Cellular component (GO): PAM complex, Tim23 associated import motor
Molecular function (GO): ATPase activator activity
Source: RefSeq, a predicted model, not a curated record